Messenger RNA from Rhodamnia argentea, 991 nucleotides. RefSeq names its product NAD(P)H-quinone oxidoreductase subunit U, chloroplastic. The coding region runs from base 92 to 760 and encodes 222 amino acids. The transcript is spliced from 5 exons. NCBI's taxonomy places the organism in Eukaryota, Viridiplantae, Streptophyta, Magnoliopsida, Myrtales, Myrtaceae. The record is from RefSeq and is a predicted model, not a curated record. Gene Ontology annotation, cellular component: chloroplast; NAD(P)H dehydrogenase complex (plastoquinone); chloroplast thylakoid membrane.
CAUCGUUUAUCUCCCCCCCUCUUUCCCUCUCUUUCGCUGAAAUUUUAGCAACACCAGAUUGGAAACAUUUCCAUCAGUGUGGUGAGCUCAAAUGGCUCUGUCCACCACUUCCACCAUAUCCAUCCCAUGUCGACCUUCUCCAUCUCCAUCAUCUUCCUCAUUCCCACUGAACACUGCUCUCGCAUUCCCAACCAAACCCAGAAGAUCGAUCCUUAUCGCGAGCUCCUCCGGUGACAACCCAACUGAGACGAACACAGCGACGACGACGACGACGACAGGGAGCGACACCUCGGAAAGCUCCAUCGAAGCUCCCGACUUGCCCCCUUCUCUGAUUUCUGCGCUCAACGUCGAACGAGCCCUUCGCGGCAUCGCCAUCACGGACGUGGAUCAUUACGGUAGGCUCGGGCUCCCAAGAAAAUGCCCCUACGAUCAGGUUGCCGGGGCGUACAAGAGGAAGGUUGAGGAAGUGAAGAGCGAGGGGCUCGAAGAAGAUGAGCUCAAUGAAAAACUGGAACAACUGAAAGAGUCGUACAGGAUUCUGUCGUCAGUGGAAGAGAGGAGACUGUAUGAUUGGAGCCUGGCCAGGAGCUCGAAGCCGGACAGAUACAUGUGGCCUUUCGAGGCCGACAUCACUCAGACCCCUACACAAUCUCCUCCUCCACCGGAACCGGAGGAUGAGGGACCGACGAGACUUGUGGGCUACUUCAUGCUUGGCUGGGUGUUAUUGUCGUUCGCGUUAUCAAUUGCUCUCAAUCGAUAGUUCCUCGGACGAUGUACCGAGUUUGUAAAACAUAUCUCCCAAAGAGAGAUCUUGAAUUGGAUGAAGCAUGUGAUCUUGAGUUAGUUGUAAGUCAUAGUAAUUCUCAUUGGAUCUUCCAUCAGAACUGUGAUUCUUAUAAUAAUCAUCGGUUUGGAGGUAUGUCAAGACUUAUUUUCCCCUAAACAAUUGGAAGUUUCUUUAAAUGGUAAAUCUUUAUAAUUGAAUGACGCC